Messenger RNA from Schistosoma turkestanicum, 672 nucleotides. The record is from the annotation of a GenBank genome assembly. Lineage: Eukaryota; Metazoa; Platyhelminthes; Trematoda; Strigeidida; Schistosomatidae.
AUGAAAAUGUUCAUCAGUCACAUUCUGUCAUAUUUAGUGGUACUGGACUUGAUAUUGCAAAUUGAUUCAACUAGAAAUAAGAUAACUACCAAACAAUCGAAUAAUCAAUCAUACAAACCAACGUUUACUAAUCAAACGAUUCAAUUACGCUUAGAAAAGGAAUGCAGACAUUUGUUAGAAAAUAUUGCAAUAAAUAAAAAUUCUGAAAUUAUUUGUAAGUCUUUGGCAAAUUUAACAAUCAAUCUAUUAUUAUUAUUAUCGGAAGAAAAUCAUAACGAAUCAAUAAGUCAAAUAAAUCUUGACCUUUGUACUGGCUGUAAGAUAACUGUGAGAGCAGUAAAAUUCAUAUUGACAUUGUCACAAGUUACUUACUAUGUUGACAAGUUUAUUGAUUGGUUAUGUAUUUUCACUGGACCGUAUUUAUCUGAAUGUUCAUUUGUUGCUCAACGUUAUGCUGGUAUACUAAUCAAUUUAUUGGAAAAUACAACUGUUCCUAAAAUUUGUCAGAAAAUAGUGAAAUGUUAAGAAUGAAUGAUUUGAACAUUUGAAAUAUUGGCGGGUUGGAGAAGAAAAAAGACGUUACUUUCACUUUAUUGUAUUUUGUUAGUUAGUUAACGAAUUGUUGUGACAGUAAAUUAGCAGCUUGUGAAAUAAAAUAUAUUUACUGUUAGA